Phytophthora nicotianae INRA-310 is the source of this 1873-nucleotide messenger RNA. RefSeq lists its product as hypothetical. The coding region runs from base 133 to 1788 and encodes 551 amino acids. The transcript has a single exon. Lineage: Eukaryota; Oomycota; Peronosporomycetes; Peronosporales; Peronosporaceae. The record is from RefSeq and is a predicted model, not a curated record.
CGCGGUGCACGCACUACAACUUCAGUAAGGGCAUGCAUGGUGCAUAGCGGAGUUUCGUCGUCCUGCAGUCGCGUGCAGCGUUGCUCUCGCAGCUUGCCUCAUCUGUAGUCAUUUCCCCAUUCUCCGCCAACGAUGAACGUCCCUGAUGUGCAGCGUUUGUCGAAUGCAAGUUUGCCAACCAAGGCCGACGACUUCCAUGAACUGAAGACCCCCGACCUCCGAGAACUCGAAGAUGGUGCCAUUCGUCCAGGAGGCCCACCAAACAUUUACAGCUGGAGCAACAUCGGUCUGAUGGCGCAGUAUGCUGCCGUGGGUGUCGUCUAUGGUACCAUGUACAGCGUCAUCUACCCUUUCUUGACCAACUACCUUCGAAUGUCCGGAAAUGAGACCACGUCCGCCAGUGUUUUGAUCACGCUGCCCUACACCCUGAAAGUUUUUAUCGGUAUCGUGACCGAUUGCUACCCGAUCUUCGGCUUCCGACGUCGACCGUACAUGCUUCUAGGCUGGGCCGUGUGCUUCGUUUCGCUGAUUGUAAUGACCGUCAUGCCUAUCGGUGAUCCGUACUACCCAGACUCCAGUUGGGCAACCUUGACGACUCUUACAGCUGAGCAAACGGCACAGCUCAACACUGACGCGCAGCACUCGGGUGUCAAAUACAUUUUCCUCAUGGUCAUCGCCAACUUGGGUAGCGUUGUGGCCUUCACGGCUUCGGACGGCAUCCUUGUGGAACUCGCUCAACGCGAGCCUUUAAAAACUCGUGGUGCAUUGCAAGCCAUAGUGUACGCUGUACAGUACUCGUUCCAGAUCAUAUCGCAAGCGAUGGUUGGUUUCGGACUCAACGGUGCUGACUACGGUGGCACCUUUUCCGGUUCCAUGGGGUUCAACGCCGUCAUGGGCGUCUGCGCUGCCUUCUCGCUGGUUGUGAUGCCUUUUUCGUGGUUCUGUAUCACCGAAGAGAAGACCCACCGACGCUCGGCUAGGAAAUACCUCUACGCAUUGUACGAACUCAUCCAACAGCGAGUAGUGUACCAAAUCGUCAUCUUCCGUUUCUGCCGUAACGUGUUCUCAUACGUGUCCGUGACGGCGUCAUAUCUCAUUCAAAGCUACUGGUUGACAGUGACUCCAGUGAACAGUAGCGUGGCUUCUAUCAUCGGCUUGAUCGUGUCGGCUGGCUCGCUGUAUCUGACCAAACAGUUUGGACUCAACUGGAAUUGGCGAUACAUGAUCGCCAUCUCUCAGAUCGCAGUGAUCAUCAUCGAUGCCUUCCCCACUUUCUUCACUAUUUGGGACGUCUACCGUAGCCAAUGGUUCUGGCUUGGGGUUCCGCUUGUGGAGAAUUUCCCGAAUGCGAUAGGAACAAUCGUCGCGACGUUCGCAGUACUGGAGAUCAUUGAGGAGGGCAACGAAGCCACAGUGUACGGUCUUAUUACCGCCGUAUCAACGCUGGCUUCUCCAUUCGCUAGUGUCAUCACCAAGAGCAUUGACGGCCACUUCGAUGUUGAAACGGAGUACAUUCGACUGGACAAUUCGUACGUCCGCUCGCAGGUCACGUACACGUAUCUGAUCGCCUACGCUUUCAAGCUAUUCUCGCUCGUGUUCCUGGUGUUGCUACCCAAGCAGAAGAUUGAGACGCAGGAGCUCAAGCGAACUGGAGGCAAGAACAAGUGGAUUGGCAUCGGUACCAUCAUUGUCGUGGCAUUUUCACUGAUUUGGUCCGUUAUGACCAACCUCAUGACGAUGUUCGACAGCACGUCCUGCCUCCGUAUUGCAGGUGGAACCGGUUGCUAGAUUUGAAUAGGUUACAGGAAAAAAAGAAAGAGGUUGUGCAUAAUUGCUUAAUCCAGUUUAUCAUGAGCUGGAUUUGGUAGCGAUA